Cuculus canorus (common cuckoo) is the source of this 3458-nucleotide messenger RNA. It is a transcript of the gene ARSJ, whose product is annotated as arylsulfatase family member J. The transcript is spliced from 2 exons. The record is from RefSeq and is a predicted model, not a curated record. Lineage: Eukaryota; Metazoa; Chordata; Aves; Cuculiformes; Cuculidae. The coding region runs from base 75 to 1826 and encodes 583 amino acids.
GAGGGUUUAUUUCGGGGGGGGUUGUUUUCAUUCGCGUUUUUCUCUCGUGCUCGGUCCCGCGGCAGCCCGGGUGAAUGGCCCGCGGUGGGUGCAGCUGGCCUGGCAAGGGGAAGAUGCUGGCGGCGGGGCUGCUGGCCGGCCUCUCGGUGCUCAGCAUCCUGGCUUACGGCUACCUAUCCUGGGACAGCCUCGGCCCCGGGGAGGCGGAGGCCAGCAGCACCGGGACGGGAGAGCAGCCGGGGGCCUCGCAGCCUCACAUCGUCUUCAUCCUGGCUGACGACCAGGGAUUCAGAGACGUAGGGUACCACGGAUCGGAAAUCAGGACGCCCACUCUGGACAAGCUAGCUGCUGAAGGGGUUAAACUGGAGAACUAUUAUGUUCAGCCUAUGUGCACACCAUCCAGAAGCCAAUUUAUCACUGGAAAGUACCAGAUACACACCGGCCUUCAGCACUCCAUCAUACGGCCAACGCAGCCCAACUGCUUACCUCUGGAUAACGUCACGCUACCUCAGAAGCUGAAGGAGGUUGGUUAUUCAACACACAUGGUUGGCAAAUGGCACUUGGGGUUUUAUCGCAGAGAAUGCAUGCCCACACAGAGGGGAUUUGACACUUUCUUCGGCUCACUCUUAGGCAGCGGCGACUAUUACACUCACUUCAAAUGUGACAGCCCAGGGAUAUGUGGCUAUGACCUGUACGAGAACGACAACGCAGCUUGGGACCACGACAAUGGCAUCUACUCGACGCAGAUGUACACACAAAAAGUACAACAAAUCUUAGCUUCUCAUAACCCCAGGAAACCUAUAUUCUUAUAUAUUGCUUACCAGGCUGUUCAUUCGCCUCUUCAGGCACCAGGCAAGUAUUUUGAACAUUAUCGAUCGAUAAAUAACAUCAACAGGCGAAGAUAUGCUGCGAUGCUAGCUUGUUUGGAUGAAGCCAUAAACAACGUAACGCUUGCUUUAAAGAAGUACGGUUACUAUGAGAACAGCAUUAUUAUAUAUUCUUCAGAUAAUGGCGGUCAGCCGACAGCUGGGGGAAGUAAUUGGCCUCUCCGAGGAAGCAAAGGGACCUAUUGGGAAGGAGGUAUCCGUGCUGUUGGGUUUGUCCAUAGCCCCCUUCUGAAAAACAAAGGGUCUGUGUGCAAGGAGCUUGUGCACAUCACAGACUGGUUCCCCACUUUGAUCACACUGGCAGAAGGGCAGAUCGAUGAAGAUAUCCAGCUGGAUGGCUAUGAUAUAUGGGAAACCAUCAGCGAGGGCAGGCGUUCUCCACGGGUGGACAUCUUACACAACAUUGACCCAAUUUACACCAAAGCCAAAAAUGGGUCCUGGGCAGCUGGCUACGGGAUCUGGAACACUGCGAUUCAAUCCGCCAUCAGAGUGAAUCAUUGGAAACUACUGACUGGAAAUCCAGGAUUUAGCGACUGGGUACCUCCGCAAGCCUUCAGUAACGCAGGCCCCAACCGCUGGCACAAUGAACGCGUUUCGUGGUCAGCUGGCAAGACAGUGUGGCUUUUCAACAUAACUGCUGAUCCGUAUGAACGAGUGGACCUCUCUGCAAGGUAUCCAGAUGUAGUCAAGCAGUUGCUGCGGAGGCUUUCACAGUUCAAUAAGACAGCGGUUCCUGUUCGAUACCCACCUAAGGACCCUCGGAGUAAUCCAAAGCUGAACGGAGGAGUCUGGGGCCCGUGGUUUAAGGAAGAUGACAAGAAAAGCAAAUCAGAUAAAAGUAAAGGUGCAAAUAAGCAAAAGAAGAACAAGAACAAGAAAAAAGCAAAUCGGAAAAAAGGGCAAUCAUUACAUUGCCGUUCACGUCUUGCAGGUGGAUAGACUCUAAGCACACUCUUUUACCACGUCUAAGUCAGUUUGGCCCAACUUGAACUUCUCACAGAACAUACUAGAAAUGCUAGCUCUGCACUAAGGAUGGAAGUCGUCACCUUUUAAUUCUGUCUCUGAUUUCACCAGUACAAAAUAUCUCAACACUCUGUCUUGAGUGUAUGUAAACAAUGACAUGACAAACUUUCUCCUCUACGGAAUGAAUGGUGCUCACCCAUCACAGCUACAUUCCAGAUAACAAGGGCAGUAACACCUGAUUGCAGUAAACUCUGUUUUGAUGCACAAAUGGUGGUUCCUUGCCUAUACUAGUUGGAAUAUUUGGAGAGUAUGGAGGUGUUAAUGGCAGAUGUUCUCAAACUUGACCGAUGAUUCAUAGAGAGAAAGGACAAACAAAACUUGAGAACCUCAGCGGGUCAGAAAGUGUCAGUCACCAACCUAUGAUAUUUUUGGAUACGACACAGCAAAAACAUGAAGCCAUCAGAGUAAUUUUUCAGAGGUGCCGGGGAGGGAGGUGUAAUAGGAGUAAAGCUGCUUUGAAUUAGACUUUGUCUGUCUUGCAUAAAUCAGAAAUACUUUAAAAAUCUCCCAGAUGUGCUAAGCUCCCCCCAUUUGUAGUAAAACCAGAAGGCUGAUCUUCAACAUGUGAACAGGUAGCACACACCAUGUAUAAUUUAUUAAAGGCAGAGACAAAAAGACAUCACCAAAGUGAAUGUAAUAUUUAAACACUUUAAGAUAACUAUACAAAAAAAUGAAAAAGACCUAAUUUAUUUUACAGCACAAUACUUAUUUCUCUUCCAUUAAAACGGUAGUGGGUGAUGCGAGGUCCCCCUUUGGGUGCUAGGGUGGUUUGGGGUUUUUUUUUUCCCUUUGAUUUUUAAUUUUAUUUCCAGUCAUUCAUUCAGAGUUUUAUUUAACAGAUCCGUAUCCUGAGAGUACUGUAAAACGAGAAAAUACUGUAUACACUGCUAGGAUGAGAAACGAGAAUGAUUCAGGUGCAUCAUUUCAUUAUGUGUUUGCUUCCAAGUAUUUUGAAUGUAACAAAGUGAUUAUUUAAUUUAGUGGUCACAUUAAUAUUGUUCAGUUUCUGUACAGAAGCUAGGCCAUCUUUAUGUCUGGGGGGAAAAUUCUACUUUAAACCCUUUUAUUUAUGUAUCUAUUAAAAUAGUUUAUUUUUAUGGCACUCAUAAAAGUGGUCUGCCUCUUUUAUGCAUCAAAGAUAGAAAUGCUGUCCUUAUUUAUUUUAAGCAAACUCAGUAAGCUGUUUUAUUGCUAUUGUUUUUGGUGCACGGAUGAUUUUAUAACAUUUUGCUUCUGAAACAGAAUUUCUUCUUCCAAUAUGUCUAAUUUGAGACAUGGUUCAAAUCUUGCCCUUUUCCAAGGUGUCUGCAUGGAUGAUUAAUGGAUGUUCUGACUGCAUAUUCUUGGUGAUCUGUGGUAACUGAUACAGUACAUACGCAGAUAUGAGUUUCAAGAUUAAUUAUGUUAAGUAAAAUUGAUGAUUCAUUUGUUAAUUAGCUAGGACUUUUAAAAUAAUGUAAAAUUUGAAAUAAGCAUGCUUUUUAGUUUCAUCUCCCUUGACUCAGAAAUCACAUUUAUAUAAAUGGCUUACAGUUGAAAAAUCAAACA